AUGGCUGCAGCUCCCUGUUUGUCUGUGAUUUGUUUGCAUGUGCUGCAUGAACUUUGGGUCGUCUUCAGUCUCGAGGCAGACGAUAUGGGACGGGAUCCGAAUUGCUUCUGCCCUCAGAGCUUGGCGCGAUUUGUCUGGGACAAAAAACUCUUCAGAUGCCUCACUCGCGAACUAACCGACAAUAGAAUGCACCUCAUGCUCGUCGGUGUGAUGGUCUUGUUGAUGAUCUCUUCGGCUCUGGCCGGGCCGCGGCAUUCGAGUCCGGAACAGGCUGGCUGA
Protopolystoma xenopodis is the source of this 279-nucleotide messenger RNA. Lineage: Eukaryota; Metazoa; Platyhelminthes; Monogenea; Polystomatidea; Polystomatidae. The record is from the annotation of a GenBank genome assembly.